Prorocentrum cordatum is the source of this 2571-nucleotide messenger RNA. The record is from the annotation of a GenBank genome assembly. Lineage: Eukaryota; Dinophyceae; Prorocentrales; Prorocentraceae.
GGCGCCUGCAACGAGCCACAGCAGGGGAGGCCGCCUCAGCCGCUGCCAGAGGAGCUUGAGGCAGCCGCAGAUGCGGCAGAGGAGGCGGCGCCAGUGCCGCCAGAGGAGGAGCCUUCGGCGUCCGCAGAGGUUGCCGCAGAGGCGGCAGAGGAUGAGCCAGGCGAUGGCGAGUCGUGGGCACGGGCUGAGUCAGUAAAGAAGGAGGCUCGUGGAGCAGUGGAUUCAUUGUUAGAGGACUUGGACCUACAUGAUGUCCUUGUAGGCGGGGGACUCCACCAGACUGGUGACUGUGUCGGCGCCAGCCCCAGCCCGGCGCCCAGCCCCACAGCUGGCCGCAGUGACAGGGUGGAUGCUGCGCCGCCCCCGCCCCCGCCGCCAGCGCCGCACCCUGAAUCUGAGCCUCGCAAAGACAUGAAGCGGAAGGGGUCUCGGAGGCCUUGCCCCGUGUGCAAUGAGGUGCAUGAUAAGAUGCCAGCAAAUUCGCCAUACUGCUACAACCACAAGGAGAUAGUGGAGUUCGCAUGGCACCAAGCCUCCAAUCUACCGACAGCACAGGAGCGGGAACAAGCAAAGCAAUACUUCAUGCACUGCAGGGACAAGGACCCCGUCAAGUUCACGCAGCUGAUCCUUGAUGCGGAACAGCAUGCUGGGGAGAGGCGUGGGCGAGGUUUCAAGCGUAAGUGGUUGGAUUGGUCCCAGUACACUGAAAGGACGGCAGUGAAGAAGGAGGUAGAGGACGCUGGCAAGCUCAAGUGGUGUGAUUACGUCGACUGGACUUACUACUACACGGUCAAGCGGAUGAAGCCUAGAAGCGCGUCUGAUGAAGAAUGGAAGGAAGCUAUUGAAAAAACCAAGGGGACAGAAUGGCAGAGGGGCACUGGCGACACUGUUGAGAUUCUUGUGAAGAAGGGUGAUUACGUUUCCUACAAGCAGGCGCUGUCUCUUACCCAGGAAUGGGCGACAGGGGAAAAGCAGAAGAAGAAUCCUACGGAGGCCGACUACAAGAAAGCCAUGGAGAAGAUCAAGACAGGCCACGCGUCCUUCAGCGACUCUAUCUUCAAAGGGUUAACUGGCAGUGCCGCUGCUGCAAGUGCUGCGCCUCACGGGGAUCAUCAUGUCGGUAGCGGCGGCUUCGUUGAACUUGGUGCUGACGACGGCGAGCCGAAAAAGCAGAGGAAGCAGAAGCAUGAGCCUGUGCCGCUAUCCGCUGAAGGAGGAGGUCCAUCGUCUAAAAAGAAGGGCGUGAUCCUGGGUUCGCAGCAGCUGAAGGCGCAAGGUUCGCUGAAGAAUUCCCUCGACGCCGAGCUCGCUCACUGGGCGGGGAGUGGCGCGAAUGCCGCCGUUCCCGACCUGGUUGAACAAGGAAUCCGCGACUCCAAGCAUAAGAUCAAGGAUGAUGCUAUUCACAGUGAGGUAUGUGAGGGCCACUUGUUCAGUUUGAAAAUCCGCCUCGACGUGUUGAAAGCGAUCCACGUCGCUGAUCUGCAGAAUGUGAUUCGGGGCUUCGAUAACAAGUCCAAGGCGCAGCUCCCCGUCCCGGUGGACAGGUUGGCAGACGUGAAGGACAUCAAGUCCAGGAUCGCAGGGAUGAUGGAGACUGAGACCAAGGAGGCCUUGAAGACUUCAGAGGCGAGCAUCCAGCAACUGAUCAACUACAUCUCGCAGGUCCGCUCGGCCGUGAUGGUUGGCAUCAAAGACUUGGGUACAGCUGUGACUCAGUAUUACAAGCGGAUUGAAAGAGAGGAGAAGACUGCGCAGGCUCAGAAGGAGAUUACGAAGUACACAGACAUGGCAGACUUUGCGCAGAAAGGAAACGACGGCCGCGAUCCCUACAUCAUUGCCAAUGCUGACAAGAUUAAGUCGUACAUCGAGCAGGCUGGGAACAUCAAGGCUGGGAUGGCCUCGUUCACUGCCGCAUUCACGGACUCGGCUCAAGCAACGAUCACUGGCCGGGCGUCCUGCCCACUGAAUGCUUCGUCUGGCGCGGUGUCCAGCUUGAAAUCGAUGAUGCGACAGUGCGCUCCGCGUACACCCGAGACCUUGUUGGUCGAGGAUAAGAUUCCGACGCUGGGCACGAGCUUCAGCGGGGCGUUGGACACGCAUCGCAGUGCCUACUUCGAACACCUUGGGCUUGGAUCGAUUCGCUACGGCAUCAGCGGCACCCGGGACCUUGUGAUAUUCAAGUACGACUCCCUGGCCCACGCCUUUCCCGGGGAGGGCCCUUUCAACAUGUUGAAGCAGCUUUGCCAGGUGCCCGUCGAGAAAGUGAAGCCCAUCCUGGAGCUGGGUGUUUUCGUGCGGGUCCCUCCUGGGUCAUUGUUGGUGGUGCCACCUGCUCACAUCAUUCUGGAGGAGGGCUACAAGAAGCAGCAGACCAUCGGAUUGCGUGUGAGCUUCAUGGACUUGCGUCAGAAAAACAUUUACAGUAAAUUCAUUGCGUGCAUCCAGGAGAGUGACCCAAAGUUCGCCCAGCUCCCAACGAUGACCAAGGUGGUCAAAGCCCUCGAUGGGCUUGCGAAGUUGUCGAGUGAGUCUGCGGGGAGCCGCGAUGGCUGCCCGAUGGCCUCAGCG